AUGGUAAAACCUUCAACUUUUAUACAAAAACAAUCUAAGAUGUUUCUUACACGUUCUGAGUAUGACCGAGGUGUCAACACAUUCAGCCCGGAGGGAAGGUUGUUCCAAGUGGAAUAUGCAAUUGAAGCUAUCAAGCUUGGCUCUACUGCUAUUGGUAUUUGUACCUCUGAAGGAGUCGUUUUGGCUGUGGAGAAGAGAAUCACUUCGCCUUUGAUGGAAUCUACUACUAUUGAAAAGAUUGUGGAGGUUGAUAGACAUAUUGCUUGUGCUGUGUCAGGACUGAUGGCUGACUCUAGGACUCUAGUGGAGCGUGCUCGUGUGGAAAGUCAAAACCAUUGGUUUGUGUACAAUGAGCGUAUGAGUGUGGAAUCUUGCGCCCAGGCUGUAUCAAACCUUGCAAUACAAUUUGGAGACAGUGAUGAUGAUAGUGGUACAGCCAUGUCUAGGCCUUUUGGAGUUGCUGUUAUGUUUGCAGGCAUUGAUGAGAAAGGCCCUCAACUGUUUCAUAUGGAUCCCUCUGGAACCUUUGUCCAGUAUGAUGCUAAGGCUAUUGGUUCAGGCAGCGAGGGAGCCCAGCAGAGUUUAAAGGAGGCAUAUCAUAAGUCCAUGACCCUCAAAGAAGCUAUUAAGUCUGCUCUCACGAUCCUGAAGCAAGUGAUGGAGGAAAAAUUGUCAGAAAAUAAUGUGGAGGUGGUCACCAUGACCCCAGGUUCACUGUUCCACAUGUUUACGCGGGAACAGCUGGCUGAGAUGAUAGCGGCGAUUCCUGAAUUGCAGUGGAGUGAAACAAGCUCUCGGAACACUAUACACGAUUUGUCCAAGUUAAGACUCGGCAGGCAAACCGUGUGA
Messenger RNA from Arctia plantaginis, 849 nucleotides. The record is from the annotation of a GenBank genome assembly. Lineage: Eukaryota; Metazoa; Arthropoda; Insecta; Lepidoptera; Erebidae.